AUGGACAGCCGAGAUAACUGGCAUGAUCGGCUGGGCUCGGCUGUCGGCACCCGGUCCUCGGGAAUCCUCGGAACUGCUCGGGACGGCCGGGAGCGGCUCCUCUGGAGCAUCGUCGAGCUUGGGAACGACGAGCUGCGGUAUUUGAUCGCUUGA
Molecule: messenger RNA, 153 nt
Organism: Puccinia triticina
Lineage: Eukaryota; Fungi; Basidiomycota; Pucciniomycetes; Pucciniales; Pucciniaceae
Exons: 1
Coding region: 1-153 (50 amino acids)
Source: RefSeq, a predicted model, not a curated record